This is a messenger RNA of Syngnathus acus (greater pipefish), 2751 nucleotides long. RefSeq names its product macrophage mannose receptor 1-like. The record is from RefSeq and is a predicted model, not a curated record. NCBI's taxonomy places the organism in Eukaryota, Metazoa, Chordata, Actinopteri, Syngnathiformes, Syngnathidae. The transcript has 27 exons. Bases 1 to 2751 code for a protein of 916 amino acids. Gene Ontology annotation, molecular function: signaling receptor activity.
AUGGGCAAGAACACCCGCUUCUGGCUGGGACUCUCCAACCAGAAAUGCGACGACGUCUGGUGUGGCUUUGUAGCCGGAAGCCAGGAGCUGAUCUGGUCUGAUGGCGAGACAACGACACACACCAACUGGACCUUAGACCGAUUUAAAAGCGCCGACGUCGCGUCUUGCGCCUACGUCAACCAAGAGGCUCAUCUUUCGCGUGGGAAGUGGAGGUCUGGCUCCUGCGCUUCCUCGUUGGCCUACAUGUGCAAACGGCCGCAGACUUCCGACUGCGCCGAUGGCAACUUCCUUUAUGGCGAUGAUUGCUAUCUUUUUGACGCGACGUACAGAUAUUGGGAGGAUGCCGAGAAGUUUUGUGUCGCCCGGCAAGGCCACCUGACUAGCAUACACUCUGACCAAGAGGACUACGGAAAAACUUACCACGGCUCCAGUGGCUUCUGUUCUUAUUUGAGUUCCAGCAAAUACCUGAACAGAAACUAUUACUGCUACAACAGAUUCCCACUGGUCUGCAAAACAGCCAAGCGCGGAGGGCCUCCACAGCUGCCACCAUUAGUCGGCCAGCCGGACUGGACUCAGAAAUGCGGCUGGUGGCUGGACGACGCCACCAACGACUUCUGCUACCUGAUGAUCCGCCAGCCCAUCAAGACCUGGCAGGAGGCGCAAGACGACUGCCAACGCCUCCAAGGGAACCUGCUCAGCAUCACCGACGAUGAUGAGCAGCGCUUUGUAUAUGGUUACGUCAAGCCUCUGACGAAUGCAUCCUCUCUGUGGUUGGGCGCCGAUGUCUCCGUCAGUGCCAAAGGCAGCAAGUGGGCUGACGGAUCCCCGAUCGAAUACGUCCGCCCGACUUCAGGUACCGUCGAUGGUAAUUGUCUUUCCUUCCUCACUGGCGACGGCGACUGGAAGUACGACUCGUGCAACAACGAGAGAGGUUACGUCUGCAAGAAAAGAGGAAAUGUAAAGGCUACGCCGACUCCUGACUCCAACAAGUGUCUUCCCGGGUGGCUCGAGCACGACUCCAGGUGCUACAAGAAGGAGAUGAUUCCCAACGGUUGGCUGGGCGCCUGGCACCACUGCGUCUGGGUGGGCGGCAACCUGCUCUCCAUCACCUCCUCGGCCGAGGAGGACUUUGUGAAGCGCACCAUGGGCAAGGACACCCCCUUCUGGCUGGGACUCUCCAACCAGAAAUGCGGCAAGGUCUGGUGUCGCUUUGAAGGCGGGAGCCAGAACCUGACCUGGUCCGAUAAUCAGACAACGACAUACACCAACUGGGCCUUAAAUCAAGUCGAAAGUGCCGACGUUGCGUCCUGCGCCUACGUCAACCAAGGGGGAAGUGGUGAGCCUGGCAAGUGGAGGUCUGGCUCCUGUCAUUCCUCAUUGGCCUACAUGUGCAAACGGCCGCUGAGCUGCCCGAAGGGACAGACGUGUUCCCCCAAAAGGGGUCCUGCUGUAGUGAAGACCUCCGACUGCCAGGACAACACCUUCCACUAUGGCGAUUAUUGUUAUCGUUACGAGAAGACGGAAAAAACCUUUGACAAUGCCGAGAAGUUGUGUCGUUCCCGGGAAGGCCACCUGGCUAGCGUCCACUCCAAGGAAGAGGCCCAAUUUGUGUAUGAUCACUCGCAGACCUCACAAUCUGUUUUCGUGGGACUCAAGAAGGAGGACGACGACUACGAGUGGAGUGAUGGAACAACUUAUGACUACAACAACUGGAAAAAUGACACCAAGGGGGACUGUGCAUUCCCAAAUUCUGUUGGGGAGUUGAGUGCCAGCUCCUGCACAACGGAGCGGCCAUUUGUCUGCAAAAGAGCCCAGCGCGGAGGGCUUCCACAGCUGCCAUCACUAGUCGGCCAACCGAGAUGGACUGACACAUGCGGCUGGUGGCUGAACGACCCAACCAACGACUUCUGCUACCUGAUGAUCCGCCAGCCCACCAAGACCUGGCAGGAGGCGCAAGCCAACUGCCAACGCCUCCACGGGAACCUGCUCAGCAUCACCGACUAUGAAGAGCAGCGCUUUGUACAUGGUUACGCCAUGUCUCUGCCCUCUCUGUGGUUGGGCGCCGAUGUCUCCACCACGGAAGAUGACGCCCAAUGGAUUGACGGAUCCCCGUUCACUUACAUCCACUCGAGUGCCGGUGACGCCGAAGGUGGGAAGUGUCUUUCCUUAAUCACUGACAGUGGCGACUGGAAGCACGACACGUGCGACGAGAAGAGAAGCUACGUCUGCAAGAAGAUGAAAAAAGGAGUGGCAGAACUUUCGCUGUCUUCUGACGCCAGCAGGUGUGAUCCCGGGUGGCUCGAGCACAACUCCAGCUGCUACAAGAAGGAGAUGGAGCCCAACGGUUGGCUGGGGGCCUGGCACCACUGCUUCUGGAUGGGCGGCAACCUGCUCUCCAUCACCUCCUCGGCCGAGGAGGACUUUGUGAAGCGCACCAUGGGCGAGGAUACCCGCUUCUGGCUGGGACUCUCCAACCAGAAAUGCGACGAGUUCUGGUGUCGCUUUGAAGGCGGGAGCCAGAACCUGACCUGGUCCGAUGGCCAGACAACAACACACCGCAACUGGGCCUCAAAUCAACUCGAAAGCGCCAACGUUGCGUCCUGCGCCUACGUCAACCAAGGGGGAAGGGGUGAGCCCGGCAAGUGGAGGUCUGGCUCCUGUGAUUCCUCGUUGGCCUACAUGUGCAAACGGCCGCUGAGCUGCCCGGAGGGACGGACGUCUUCCCCCAAAACACGCUUAUUUGCACUUUAA